AUGAAGGAUGCGCAGGUGGGAACCGAUUCGCAUCGUACUGAAAUUGAACGGAGUCCGGAAACUAGAUUGACAUCCGCCAGCUCAGAGCAAUACGACCAGGAUGAACCACUCACCACAAAGGUGGUAAAGGUGUUUAAAAAAAGACGCAUAGCAAAUCCUGCGCCUUAUGAUUCCGACGAUUCGUUUGAAGAGCAAACAACUCUGGACAGAGGAGCAGAAUCACUUUCGAAGACGCCCAAUGAAUUCGAUUCAGAUAUACCACGAUCGGAUGAAACAACAGCGGCUUUGCCCACUGAAAUUAGCAGCAUCGAAUAUAACGCUAGGGAAUCUAAAAUUCAAUUUGACAGCGAACAGACGGAAGCGUAUAGAAGUGAUAAUCCUCAGGGAAGUGUGCCACACGGAUUUAGGCUGGCCUCGGGCUUGGCGUUUAUUUAUAUGGCCAUUCCACCUGAUGGUGGCUAUGGCUGGGUGGUGCUCUGCCUCAGCUUUCUGGCCCAGCUCAUUGUGGAUGGCAUUGUCUUUUCUAUUGGCAUAUUGCUGCCAUUUAUAAGUGAGGAAUUUAAUGUGAGCAGUGCUGAAGUAGUGCUCGUGGGCAGUAUUCAAAUUGGAUGCUAUUUUAUGGGCGGUGCCUUCUCCAGUGCCCUCAUCAAUAGCUAUGGCUUUCGACCGGUUGCCUUGAUCGGUGUGGUGAUCUCAGCUGCUUCCAUUCUGACAGCCAGCUUCAGUACCAAUCUGCUGAUGAUGAUCAUAUUUUACAGCAUCAUUGGUGGACCAGGACUGAGCAUGAUCUGGGUGAGCUCUCAGCUGAUCAUUGGGUAUUACUUUGAGCGAUAUCGUCCUAUUGCCAGUGGCUUCUCCUGUUCCGGCGCUGGCGCUGGCAUUUUUUUAUUCUCCAUAACCAACAGCCUGUUGGCGCUGAGCAUCGGUUGGCGGAACACAAUACGUGUACAGGUGAUCCUGAUCGUGCUCAUCUUCUUUAUGGCAUUGGCCUAUCAGGAGGUGGCUCCAACUCCUGUGGGCGUGCUUCGUAGUGAUCCCAUGUCCACAUCCAGCUCGAAUGAAUACUAUGGCAAUUUCUAUGUGCACAAUUUUCUGGGUGAAGAUGUGUCCUCGAAAAGAUCACAUGCUGUGCUGGAAACCUAUGAGCCGUACGAGCGACCGGGACGAGUGCGUCGCUGGAUCAGUCGUUGUUCUCCCUGCUGUGUGAAGAAACCAACUGAAAGCGAUUAUCGAUAUCCCCUAUCAGAUGAUGAGCGAUCGGAGCGCAAUUUUGUUGUGCGUGCCGAUCCCAUACAGAAGGAGGAUCUCUUCUAUACAGGUCCAGCUGACUACGAUGUGCCACAUAACCGUGAGCAGAUCGAGGGUAAGGAACUAGAGUUAGUUGGCUCUCAAGCGCAUAUUCAAAGGGCUGCCUACGGUCUUCACAAUAUACACGACUAUGACAGCACCGAUAGAGACUCAGCUAUGCCGCCCGAUUCUGAAGGCAAUUCACCGAGAUCUUCUCCCAGUCCAACUCCGCGCAAUCAAGUUCAUCGACACAAGAAGACGCGAAAGGACAAGGAGAAGAAACGCAGUUGGUUGGGAACGAAGGCAAUGAAGGCAAUGAAUCGUCUCUUUGAUGUGCAUCUCUUGAGGUCCUUCGAGUUCCGUGUGCUGUUGGCCUCCGCCUUUCUCUAUCCAAUGGGUUUCAAUAUACCCUUUGUCUACUCCAAGGCGCGCACCACCAUCCCAACGGAGUACUCACAUUGGAUUGGACCUGCAAUUGGUGCCACCAGCUUCUUGGUGAGGAUUCUGUGUGGUUUUGUGGCCUACAAGCUGCGAGGCUGGACGAACUACAUCUGUGGUGGCGGCUUGAUGCUUGGUGGCAUUAUGGUCUUCGUCAGCGCUUUCUACGGUAGCGAUUUGAUCUGGUUUCAGUUUGUCUAUGGCUUGUUAUAUGGCGUGGCGCCAGCUGUAUUUGCCACACUCCGUGCUCUCAUAUAUGUACGUUAUUUGGGCCUUUCCAAGCUGACCAAUGCUUUUGGCAUUACGGCAUUGGCCAUGGGCUUGGGCGUCUUUAUUGGCACCACUUUUGGUGGCCUUUUGGUCGAUAAAACUGGCGGAUAUACGGCUCCGUUUGCUUUUGCCGGACUCUGCAUUACCUUCUCCGGCGUAUUAAAACUGAUUUUGCCUGCUUGGAUAAAACACCGAAAUAAUCGAAAGAUGAUUUGAUUGAAUUAUUCGUAUAUCGCUACGAUUACAGUUUACGAUGCAUUGGUUUUAUUGGUUUGUUGUUGUUCUUGUUGAUUUAUUUUACAAAAUGUCUUAUGCACUUGCAGUUGUUGUUUGUUAAUUACAUCAUAAGUGUUUUAAUGA
Molecule: messenger RNA, 2355 nt
Organism: Drosophila innubila
Lineage: Eukaryota; Metazoa; Arthropoda; Insecta; Diptera; Drosophilidae
Gene: Targ
Exons: 6
Coding region: 1-2211 (736 amino acids)
Biological process (GO): monocarboxylic acid transport; transmembrane transport
Molecular function (GO): monocarboxylic acid transmembrane transporter activity
Source: RefSeq, a predicted model, not a curated record